Molecule: messenger RNA, 3394 nt
Organism: Coregonus sp. 'balchen'
Lineage: Eukaryota; Metazoa; Chordata; Actinopteri; Salmoniformes; Salmonidae
Source: the annotation of a GenBank genome assembly
AUGCCACUAACGUUAAGUAAUAUUUAGUACCAACAUAAUUUCACAAUCUGUAGUAUUUUGUUUGUCUCUCUCCUAUGUAACUGUUGUUUAAUCCAUAAUUUUAAAAAGGCAUGUUGUCUCUUAUGUUUGUUCCAUAGACGUAGGCAAGCUGUUACAAGUACAGAAUGGCACUCCUGCAAACACGACCUACAGUGGGGUUGAUGCCGUUCAUGCCUGUAACAUCCUCCAGCAGCUCAAAGCCUUGUAUGAUGAAGCACAGCUCACAGACAUUGUCGUUGAGGUGGACCAUGGCAAAAGAUUUUCGUGUCACCGAAAUGUCCUUGCAGCAAUCAGCCCUUACUUUAGGUAGGUCAGAUAUGUGUGAGGCGUUUGCUUGCUUCUAGUCCUUUACAUUUGGGAUAUCACUUAGAGUUGAGGGAAAUGUAUUAGCUAUGCUGAGUUUUUGAAGGGUCAAACUUUUAUAUGAUAACAAAUGCCGCAACUAGCCCGAGUGCCAGUCUGUUUGCGCCAUCAUGCCAACUCUGCCACUUAUUGUCAUGUCAAUGACAGCAAUGGGGUAGGCAAGAGCACAAACAGAUCUGGGACCAGAAUAUGCUGCAACACCAUUCAAGAUUUAUGCACUUUCAGUUGUAUUUCCUCUUCUUCCUACCAGGUCCAUGUUCACCAGUGGCCUUACAGAGAGCAGCCAGAGGGAGGUGCGGCUCGUCGGGGUUGAGUCUGAGUCCAUGCACCUGGUCCUGGACUAUGCCUACACGUCCAGAGUCAUGCUCUCCGAGUCCAAUGUCCAGGCCCUGUUCACGGCAGCCAGCAUCUUCCAGAUCCCAGCCCUGCAGGACCAGUGUGCCCAGUUCAUGAUCAGCCGCCUGGACCCCCAGAACUGCACCGGGGUCUACAUGUUUGCAGACGCCUAUGGCCACCAGUUGCUGAGGGAGCGCUCCCAGGACUACAUACGCAAGAAGGUUGGUUUUAUUCUAAGAACAAGCUGUUCUGUUCCACUGUUAUGCUUCACUUUGCUCACCUUUUGGGAAGGAUUAAUGUAUGGAACUGUUGUUAAUAUGGCCUUAUAACUACAGUAAUGUGAGAACACAUUGGGGUAGAUGACACAGUAAAUAAGAUUUAGAUAAGUUUCCCAGGUCUGCAUCUGUUAGUUGAGCAUGCUGUGACAGAUGAAAUGUGACAUGCGUGUUGUGCUGUGUUGCAGUUCCUGUGUGUGGCAAGGGAGCAGGAGUUCCUCCAGCUCACCAAGGAGCAGCUGGUGAGCAUCCUGAACAACGAUGACCUGAACGUGGAGAAGGAAGAGCAUGUGUAUGAGAGCAUCGUGCGCUGGCUGGAGCACGACAGCCCUCGCAGGGAGGCCCACCUUGCUGAGGUGUUCUCUCAAUGCAUCCGACUGCCCCUCCUGGAUGAUUCUUUUCUCAGCCGCAUCCCGGCCCCCUUCGCCUGCGCCCUCUCCCUGUCUAGAGAACCUGCCGAAGCCAAGGCACGUCUCAACGGCUGCUCUCAGCGCCUGGGCAUGACCGCCUCCGAGAUGGUCAUCUGCUUUGACGCAGCACACAAACACUCAGGGAAGAAGCAAACCGUGCCUUGCUUGGACACUGCUGCUGGGAGGUUGUUCAAGCUCUGCAAGCCCCCCAAUGACCUGCGGGAGGUGGGCAUCCUGGUGUCAUCAGAGAACGACAUCUUCAUCGCCGGGGGCUACCGCCCUAGCAACAGCGAGGUGUCCAUCGACCACCGGGCGGAGAGCGACUUCUGGCAGUACGAGCAUGCAGGGAACCGUUGGCUGGCGCGUUCGCCCAUGCUGCGGGCCCGGAUCGGCUGCAGGCUGGUCCACUGCUGUGGGAAGCUGUACGCCCUGGGGGGCCGUGUGUACGAAGGGGACGGAAGGAAUGCACUGAGGUCAGUGGAGUGCUACGAUGCCAGGGAUAACUGCUGGACCGCCGUCAGCCCCAUGCCUGUAGCCAUGGAGUUCCACAGCGCUGUGGAGUACAGAGACCGCAUCUACAUCCUCCAAGGUGAGUCGGGAUAGUGGAGCGACUAUGCAACCUUGAAAUGCAGUGGGAAAAAGAUACAGGAGAGGUGUUUUAUUUUUCCAAGUAAGUUAAUUGAGAACACGUUCUCAUUUACAGCCAAUACCUGGGGAAUAGUGACAGGGGAGAUGAAUGAGCCAAUUGGAAGCUGGGGAUGAUUAGGUGUCCAUGAUGGUAUGAGGGCCAGAUUGGGAAUUUAAAAUCAAAUCAAAUCAAAUUUUAUUGGUCACAUGCGCCGAAUACAACAGGUGCAGACAUUACAGUGAAAUGCUUACUUACAGCCCUUAACCAACAGUGCAUUUAUUUUAAACAAAAAAGUAAGAAUAAAACAACAACAAAAAAGUGUUGAGAAAAAAAGAGCAGAAGUAAAAAAUAAAGUGACAGUAGGGAGGCUAUAUAUACAAUAGAAUAAAGUGACAGUAGGGAGGCUAUAUAUACAGGGGGGUACCGUUGCGGGGGCACCGGCUAGUUGAGGUAGUUGAGGUAAUAUGUACAUGCCAGGCAACCGGGGUUAACAUCCCUACUCUUACAAUAAGUGGCAUGGGAUCUUUAGUGACCACAGAGAGUCAGGACACCCGUUUAACGUCCCAUCUUUAAGACAGCACCCAACACAGAGCAAUGUUCCCAAUCAGUGCCUCCUACUGGCCCUCCAACACCACUUCCAGCAGCAUCUGGUCUCCCAACCAGGACCAACCCUGCUUAGCUUCAGAGGUAAGCCAGCAGUGGGAUGCAAGGUGGUAUGCUGCUGGCAGGUGUAGGAGACUAAAUAAAGUGUAUUUGAAAGCUACACUUCAUUUCUUUUUCAAAAUGUGUCUUAACACUGGUGCUUCUUUUCUCUGUUUAACAGAUGAAUACUUCUUCUGUUUCGACCCUCGCAAGGACUACUGGGGCCACUUGUCCCCCAUGAGUGUCCCCCGGAGCCAGGGUCUGGUUGCCUUACACAAGAACUGCAUCUACUACAUCGCUGGCAUCUGCAGGAACCACCAGCGCACCUUCACCAUGGAGGUCUACGACAUCGAGCAGAACACCUGGGCCCGCAAGAAGGACCUUCCCUUCGACCAGGCCACCAGCCCCUACAUCAAGGCCCUGCUCCUCCAGGGCAAGCUGCACCUGUUUGUCCGAGCCACGCAGGUCAUGGUGGAGGAACACGUGUUCCGUACCAGCAGGAAGAACUCCCUCUACCAGUACGACGACAAGGCGGACGCGUGGACCAAAGUCUACGAGACGCCUGACCGCCUCUGGGACCUGGGCCGCCAUUUUGAGUGUGUGGUGGCCAAACUGUACCCACAAUGUCUUCAGAAAGUGCUCUGAGAGGGCCAUGGGGAACGGGUGGCAGGUAGCCAAGCAGUUAGAGCAUUGGGCCAGUA